AUGGCAGGUGACGGGAAAAUUUGCUCCUACCACGGCGAAUUACUCAUAGCCCUUCUGGUGCCGGUACUCGCGGCGAUCACAUGCAUCCAUAAUAUGCCAAUAUACAUCGACACUCCAGAGCAUCUACGCCCAGAGCUCAAGGUUAUCCGGGACUCUUUUAACAAAACGAUAGAAGCGUUUAGACCGCCUUUCUCUCGCGCUAUUACCGCCAAUACCCCAGGGACAGAUGGACGAAUAAUCAGAACGAGCCUGGAAGAAUUGCAAAGUCUUUGGAACGGACGACAAAUGAACUACUAUUGGAUUUCGAUGUGGUCCAUGGUCAAGAUGAUCAUCACCAAAAAGAUAUCUGAGGAGAAAGCCGAGAGAGCACUGGACGAAAUCACGGCAAGUCAUAAACUUGCCCGUUCUCACCCUAGGCAUAAAUUAGCGUUUGGCCUCAACUCGCAAAUCAUCAUAAGGGUGUCGGAAAUUCUACUCCGUUUUUGGAAAAAUCCUGAGAAUCUAACUCAUGUUGAGUUUUUUUAUUUGCUCACGUGGAUUUCCAAGAGCCUCGACAAAGAUGGGUUAGCGUGGUCUGCUAUCGAUGAGGAUGAAUGGUUUAGCAUGGUUUCUCGCAGCUGCCUGGACAUCAAAGCAUACAUUGCUCGGCAGCCUUUCGGUCUCCCCAAAGCUAUAACCCCUAUGGAUCGAUUAGCCCUGCACUAUAUCCUUCCCGAGACAAAGGCAAUCCUCAAAGAGGUCAUUCCAAAGUUAGUUCACUUCAUGGACCAAGACAAUCUCAAACGAGAAGAUUUGGCUCGCGAAAUCUUCGAUCUACGUUUUCUUCCAGCGCCUAUUUGCGCGGAGGACGUGCCGGAAGCGGCCAGGCGCCGGGCCAGGAUGACUGAUCCGCACCUGAAGGACGUUGUAGGGUCAGCGAUUGUUCGGGGCUGGAUUCAAAAAGAAAUUGCAUCAAAUCCAGAUCCAGUCAGCAUUCUUAAGCUGGCCCAGGUUCGGGUUCAAUAUCUUUGCAACACACUACAAGAUGACGUCCUCUUAUCAAGUGAAUAAGGGAUUGGUGGAAGGAUCCACUAUGCUGGAUAUACCGGUCGGUUCUCUGCGAAGUUCCCGUCAUGUACCAGGCUGUUUGGAGGCUGCCUGUGCCCAGAGACUCGACGCUCAACUUUGAUAGACUGCGAAAUUGUAUGCAAGUGGGGAAACGGGCAUAGGUAGUCAUCAGGGUAACAACAGGCCCUCGACAAGAGGGACUUGCGGCUCAAGCAGAUGGAGCUAAAAGUCUAACAAGGCUUUGCUGUUAUCUAGGGGUUUAUAAUGACCUUGGUGACUUUCGGGCUGGCUCCAGGUGGCACUGGGUUGAGUUACCUCCACAGGUAGUCAGUAAGGCUACCUCGAUAAGGACACAUCAAACACUUGAGUCACCUCGAAAAGAAGAUGGAGUAGUGAUAGUGGCGAUAGGCUCAUCAUAACAUAAGUUUAUU
This is a messenger RNA of Colletotrichum phormii, 1478 nucleotides long. RefSeq lists its product as uncharacterized. NCBI's taxonomy places the organism in Eukaryota, Fungi, Ascomycota, Sordariomycetes, Glomerellales, Glomerellaceae. The coding region runs from base 1 to 1050 and encodes 349 amino acids. The record is from RefSeq and is a predicted model, not a curated record. The transcript has 2 exons.